Mugil cephalus (flathead mullet) is the source of this 1319-nucleotide messenger RNA. It is a transcript of the gene urahb, whose product is annotated as urate (5-hydroxyiso-) hydrolase b. The record is from RefSeq and is a predicted model, not a curated record. Bases 168 to 527 code for a protein of 119 amino acids. Gene Ontology annotation, molecular function: hydroxyisourate hydrolase activity. The transcript is spliced from 4 exons. NCBI's taxonomy places the organism in Eukaryota, Metazoa, Chordata, Actinopteri, Mugiliformes, Mugilidae. Gene Ontology annotation, biological process: purine nucleobase metabolic process.
CGACAUAACUGGUUGGAUGCCUUUUGGGAAGUGAAUGAACUCAGAACAGAGUGGUCACACUUACUGAAGAUAUUUUAGGGAGUUGCUUAAUGACCAGAUGUUAGCUCCUCUUGUCUGGCACCACUAUCCAUUGGUACUGUGACCCAUCCAGACCUAUCCAUCAGAUCAUGGCGGCAAAAGAGUCCAGCCCUCUGACUACUCACGUGCUGAACACCGGUGAUGGCAUGCCAGCUGGCAGGAUGGCUCUUAGCCUUCAUCGGCUGGACUCCAAGUUGAUGAUCUGGACCAUGUUGAGCGUUGGGACAACAAAUGAAGAUGGUCGAUGCUUGGGACUCAUCAGCCCAGAAGCUUUCACCCCUGGCAUGUACAAGCUGCGUUUUGAGACAGGUUCAUACUUUGAGACCCUGGGUCAGACCUACUUCUACCCCUAUGUUGAGGUUGUGUUCACCAUCAGUGACCCUCAGCAGACGUUUCAUCUCCCCCUGCUGCUGAGUCGUUUCUCCUACAGCACCUAUAGAGGAAGCUAAACGCUGUAAACACAAUCGACUGAAACCAGAGCUGGGAGGAGACGGCUUUUUCUUUCUUUCUUUGGACUAAGCCUGGACUAAGACAAAGUCUAGUUAAGUUGUUGUGUGGUAUUCCUGGCUGUGGGGUUUAGAUACUUCUACAAAAAUUGUAUUUAUAUUUAUAAAUACUGCCAAAAGUUGGUAUGACAUAAGUACCUCAGUUAUAAUUAAUGUCAUUGCACUCUCAUAGAUGCCUCUGCAACAUUAAACUUCGUCAACUAAUGUUAUUUUAAACACCUUCACUAAAUUUACAUUUCAUCUUAAUAUUCCAUACUAUCGAACUGUAACUGUUUAUGAUGAUUAUCUACAUACAGAAUUAUACUGUAUAUAUUAAGGGAGAACUAAGCUUCACAAAUGCAAAUUUGUUAUUUAUUUCUCAGUGAAUCAAGUGCAGUCAACUCUAUACAAUUCCAUUUUUUUCCAUUUUUUCUUUUUUAGUUAUUGUCUUUUGACAGAAACAUGUUGUUGGUUUUCAAUGUAACUAGUAUUCCUUGUCCUAUGUGAUACUAAAUUAAAUAUCUUAAGGAUUUGAAACAGUUUAAAGAAGUUUGCACGUGAACUUUUUUCUUAUUCUUUCUUUCUUUUUUAAAAACAUGAAACAACAGACAAAUAACCCGACAAAAAUAGUGUUAGUUGUUGCUGAAACUCCACAUUUACCAUAAAACGAAAAGCAUUUGUUAUUAUAUAAUUUUUUCACACGUUAAAUAACGAAUGUCAAGCGCAAAACCGCACAGUCACUCCAUGUUUUGAUAA